AAAUAAAUAUUAACAAAUGCAAUCGGUGGGAGAGGAAAGGAAUACAAUAUUAUGACAUAAUUUACGUCAGAUGAGGAGUAAACUUGCUGCAACUGUAUAUUAGUAGUGUUUAAUGUUUUCUAAGAUGUGACAGUACAUAAAAGGCCGACGUUUCUGUACUAAAAUAGAUAUUUUGACGCCUUGACCUAGCUCGUGCCAUUACUAUUCCUAAUGCAGGUACGCAAUGACCGUAAAGACUUUAAAAUUAAUGCCAAAACCCAGAAGACUGUUAUAACGACAAUACCUAUUAUAGUGAUAUUAGUAUAGUUAAUUAUAGACAAAAAAAUAAUGUGAUAACGAAAUAACUAGUUUAAAAAAGUGUUUAAUAUAAUUAAAAAAAUAAUAGCAAAAAAUGAUUAUAUUAGUGCGUUCAGUACGUGCGAUGGCGUCGUUUGCGGCGCAGGCGGCUCUGCGAUCUAGAUGGAGUUCUCUAAUUGAAUCUACCAGCGUCGAUGUGCCCGGGGAAGUCACUGAUGGAGUCCGUUCAGUCGUCGGAUGGUUGAAACAGGCGUCUCUGGAAGUGCGUCAAGUGGGCAGGCGUGCUGUCAGCCAGUUGGCUGGUCGAGGAAUGGGAGACGAGGUCGUCAUCAUACACUUCAACGAUGUUUAUAACAUCGAACAGACUACUAACACGGAGCCAGUGGGAGGUGCCUUAAGGUUCAGCACAGCGGUCAAAUCACUCCAGCAUCUGAACCCUCUAGUCCUUUUUAGCGGAGAUGUCUUCUCGCCAAGCAUGUUGAGCACGUUCACAAAAGGCGAGCAAAUGGUACCGGUACUGAAUGAAAUCGGAACGCAUUGUGCCGUGUUCGGAAACCACGAUUUUGAUUUCGGUCUAGAAGUCCUAUCAGGGCUAGUGGCUCAGUGCAACUUCCCGUGGCUGAUGUCGAAUGUGAUAGACAAUGAGACGGGGCGACCGCUCGGCGACGGCAAGAUCACGCACGCGCUCAUGUGCAACGGACAUAAGAUCGGGUUCAUCGGAUUGGUUGAACAGGAGUGGUUGGAAACUCUAGCGACCAUAAACCCAGAGGAGGUGACGUUCAUUGACUUCGUACAGGCCGGUACUAAACUAGCGACACAAUUGAAACAAGAGGGCUGUGAAUACGUGAUAUCACUGACACACAUGCGAACUCCGAACGACAUAAAGCUUGCUGAGGGCUGCAAUGACAUCGACCUCAUACUGGGAGGACAUGAUCAUGUGUACGAGGUCUUACAUAUAAACAACAAAUACGUGGUGAAGAGCGGCACGGACUUCCGCCAGUUCAGUAAGAUCAGCAUCAGCUUCGGUGACGAGGGUGUACAGGUCGAUAUCGCGGAGAUGGCCGUCACCUGCGCGUACGCAGAGGACCUGGUUCUCAAGGAGAAAACUGAUAAAUAUUCCUCAAUGAUCGAAGGCAAAAUGGACGAGGUACUUGGCAAGAUCUGCGUUCCACUGGAAGGUCGGUUCUCCUGCAUCAGACGGCAGGAGUGCAACCUUGGGAACUGGAUCUGUGAUAUACUCCUCGCUGCUACGGGGGCCGAUCUGGUGCUACUCAAUUCUGGCACUUUUAGAUCUGAUCAGGUCCACGCAGCCGGUGACUUUACUCUCCGAGACCUGUCUACAAUAAUCCCCAUGCGAGAUCCCCUGGUUGUGGUGGAAGCCACCGGGGAGGUGAUACUGCAAGUCUUGGAGAACUCUGUGUCUAAAUACCCAAGCUUGGAGGGACGGUUUCCUCAGGUGGCCGGAAUAUCGUUCGCCUUCGACCCAUCGAAGCCUCCAGGGCAGAGAGUGGCGGAGCAGGUAGUGAAGAUCGGAGACGAAUACCUGCAGAAGGAACAGGUGUACCGCCUGGCUGUCAAACAGUACCUACACAGUGGGAACGAUGGGUUUACCAUGCUGCCUAAGUGUAAAAUACUGAUUCCUGAAGACAUGUGUCCGGAGAUAGGCAUGGCGAUCCAGAACCACUUCGCGGCCAUCAACGUACGCACCGGACGGUCGCGGCCGAGCAAACAUCGACAGUCGCUCGUUACACUUAGUCGGAGACACAGCCUGGUGAAGAUGUUGGACGGCAGUGAGUUGGACGGUCCGCCGCCGCUGCGGCGCGCCUCGUCCGCCGCCGCCGAGCCAAUCUCACACACUGGACACCACAGGUUAACACGGCGAGCCUCGCUAGACGACCUGGAACAGCAGUCCUGUGAGCUAGCGCCCAAACUGGAGAACAGGAUCAUAGUGCUCAAUAAACCAGAGGAACUACAAGCCUUAAUCGCUGAGCGAACUCGCUGGGAAUCAGACACCGUCAUCCGUGAAGUGGAUGAUGAAGGUUCCCCCUAAGAUCUACCUUCCCUGUACGGCUGCUUCAUUUGGUACCGGCACUUUCAGAAGUAGCACUGUAAGUACCACUUGACACUACGCCACUUGGUACCACAGUUACAGGAUAUCGUUUCCACAAGGUACCAAAGACUUUUUAGUGAUAUUUCGGUUGUACAACGGUACCAACUUUUGUGUGUUAAUUUAUUUAUUUUUUGAAGUGUAUUUUGUGUGGUACUAAAAAGUACCAGUUGAUUAUUUUUUGGAUCUUGUGUCUGUCUACUAAAAGUAGUGAAGGAAUGAUUAUUUUUUGUCGAUAUUGUUACAUAUUUUUUUAUUAUUGACUGUUGAAUUUUUAUUUUUGAAAAUACAAUUUUGUCACUGCAAAGUUUAAACGUAAUUUGAGCGAGAAACUGUUAGUAAUAAAGAAUUCUCGUAUCGAACGUACACACUUUAGGUCGCUGAGACAACAGACUAAUUAAAGCUAUACGAAAUAUAAAUCUGUAUAAUGCGAGCAUAAAUUAAACUUUUUAGUGACAAUAUUGAUACACGGUGAAUUUAUUUUAAAACUGCAUAUUACAUCGAUUUAGGAGGCGACAGGGAAGAAUUAAUCGAUUGAUUGUUAUCAUACGAAUAAAGUAGGGAGUGUUUGUAGUAAUGUAGACGUAGAUGGUGAAUUUAAUUGCGUUUUGGUUGAAGUGAAUAAAGCCUAGCAUUACGUGCCGUAAUGUGCAUCUCUGCCUACCCCUUCGAGGAUAAAAGGCGUGACGUUGAAUAAAGCCAUUUUAUGUCAAUAGUCUUUAUCAUUUCACGUUAGGAUAAAAUAAGUCAAAUCAUUCUAAAGGUUUGUUUAAGAAAAUGGCAAGUAAUUUGGAAUUGUGUUUCUAUGCUGGUAACUAGCAAAUACUACCAAUACUCUUAAAUUUUGAUAGAGUUAUUUUCACUUAAAAUUAAAAUGAUUAAUCCAGAAAUCGGAAUCGAAAUUCUUCAGAAACUAUUUGACAAACAUGACAGUUAAAAAGUAUGUUUUAUUCACUUCAACCAUUCAUUGGAUUGGUAGAAAGUUAAAAUAAUAAUAUCGAGCUUGAAUUCGAGAGAGGUAUAAGCAGAACACGUAGUUUACGAUCAAAGUUGUUAGUCGCCUUCACAACAAUUAAAGAAAUCGACUUUUUCGUAAACGAAUUAUCGCAUAAUUCUUAUUAUUACUCGCGUAGUUACAUCACUAGGUGGCGCUGUUGUAGUUUUAUAGGCAUUAUUAUGUACAAUUAAGUAUAAAAUCAUUGCAAUGUUGUUUAAUUUUAUGUGAUAUAUCUUAUAUGUCUGUCUCUUUCCCACUUUUGUGAAAUCUAUAUGAGUUAGAAAGAGACAAACAUACUAAUGCCGAUUCUUAUAAUCUCAAUACUUUUAAUUACCUCUCAUUGUGAUAAUAGUGUGAUAUUAUUUACAAUUUUCAUAUAAGUUUUAAACUUAAAGGGUUAGUCACCGUAAUACUACGACAGCGCCACCUAGGUAUAGUGAAAUUCCGUCUAUUUUACGUUCAAUUAUUAUGUCAGAGAUCAAAUUAGGUCGGAAUAGAUAUCUACCUCAUGCAUAGUAUUCAAUCUUUUUUAUGUGGACCACUAUAGUAGUCAUUCUUUCUGCUAACGUCUACUGCUGAACAGAAGGGGAAAGGGGGAAGGUUUUCCAUAUAACCCCCACACUUGGCAGGCCUUAGCGUGGGGAUUAUGGAUUGAGAAUCACAGUUAGGUGGCCAUUUAAAAGAUGUUCAUUGCUCGACCCUUGCCAUUUUUCCCUUACUAUUUUGGGGUCUCCCCUCAACAACACGCUAAAAGUGAUACUGCAUUAUUCACAAGACCAGUUGUCAGAUUUUUAGGGCUUCCAAAUUGCUAUAAUGACCACCAGUCUUUCUAGUCAAACGCUAGCCUGAUAAAAUAGAAAGUUAAACCUUUCCCUGUCCCUGUUAUUGCCAAUUUGGUCUUGUGUGACGUAAAAAGUACAAGUAAACCAACAAAAAGAAAAUUUUGUUGUUG
Messenger RNA from Spodoptera frugiperda (fall armyworm), 4353 nucleotides. Its product is annotated as snake venom 5'-nucleotidase. Gene Ontology annotation, molecular function: hydrolase activity. The record is from RefSeq and is a predicted model, not a curated record. Gene Ontology annotation, biological process: nucleotide catabolic process. The transcript has 16 exons. Lineage: Eukaryota; Metazoa; Arthropoda; Insecta; Lepidoptera; Noctuidae. The coding region runs from base 392 to 2347 and encodes 651 amino acids.